This is a messenger RNA of Brassicogethes aeneus, 801 nucleotides long. NCBI's taxonomy places the organism in Eukaryota, Metazoa, Arthropoda, Insecta, Coleoptera, Nitidulidae. The record is from the annotation of a GenBank genome assembly.
GUUUGGUAGUUCAAAUGUCCUAACCUAACUGUCACAAUUCAAAAUUUUUGUGUUGUCAUUGCAAAAUAUCAAGUAUUUUACUAAAAUGGCAAACAAAACUGUCUACGAAUACGCGUACAAGGGCGAUUUCGACUUUGUAAGGACCAAAGUUGAAGAAGACCCCUUAUUAAUCGCUAAAAAAGACGAGAGCCAACGUAUAUUGCUUCACUGGGCCUCUGUGGGUGGCAACUUCAAGUUAGUUACGUAUUUAGUUGAAUUGGGGUCCCAAAUUGAUGAAUUUGAUGAUACUGAAGCAACUCCAUUGAUUCUAGCCAGUUCAGCGGGACAUGAGGAAAUAGUGGAGUUGUUGAUUAAAAAAGGGGCCAAAGUUAAUCAUAAAACCAACACAGGACACUCUGCUUUGCAAUAUGCAGCCUCAAAGGGGUGGACAAAUAUUUGUAAAAUUCUACUUGAAAAUGAUGCAGAUAUAAACGUGACAGACUUAAGGGGGUCCACACCACUACAUAGAGCAGCCUCCAAGGGAAAUAUAGCAAUUAUAUCUUUAUUUAUGGAGUUUAAAGAUAAACUCCAAAUAAAUGCUAGAGAUAUUUAUGGGAACUCACCUUUACACUUGGCUUGUGAAGAAGAUAGGCAAGAAGAAGCCUUAUUAUUAAUUGAAAAUGGCGCUGAUGUAAAUAUAACCAAUAAAGAACGGCAAACGCCUUUAAAUUAUGCUUCAAGGGUGCUAUUUAGGUUAAUACAAGCAAAGUUUGAAGAUAAAAAAGAAGGGGAACAAUAAUAUGUUUAGUUUUAUAAUAAAAU